Molecule: messenger RNA, 1061 nt
Organism: Ooceraea biroi (clonal raider ant)
Lineage: Eukaryota; Metazoa; Arthropoda; Insecta; Hymenoptera; Formicidae
Gene: WRNexo
Product: WRN RecQ like helicase
Biological process (GO): nucleobase-containing compound metabolic process
Molecular function (GO): 3'-5' exonuclease activity; nucleic acid binding
Source: RefSeq, a predicted model, not a curated record
UCUGCUACGUCCGUGCUGUCUGCAACACGUGCACGCACGUGGUCAACGUCAGCUGUUCGUCAGGUGAGAAAUUGGCGGGAAACCGGCGAGCCAGCUGCACGACGCGUUGUCAUGGCGUCGUCGAAGUCCCAUGGCGGGAAUCCAGAGCAGGUAUCUGCUUCGAUAUUGUUUUGGUCGCACGCAGAUUCAUCUUGCGGCUGUUCGCUUUCCCUCCACCAUCACGAUGACGACACGAGUCGCCGCGGCCGCGCGGCUCGCCUACCUCGAGGUGCCCGCGGGACCCGCAGGAUUACGCCGUUCGUCCAGGAAUCUGCCGCAGCAUCUGAAGGAGAAGUUGGAGGCACCAAAGUCUGAGAGAGAGCCCAACGUAGAAACUCUGCCUCCAAUCGUUUUCAAGAAGCGCAUUCGGUACACCAGUGACUUCUUUGAGUGUGCCCAAAUCUGUGAUAAUCUCAUACAAGAAGUGACGCACAGCCAGAAGGAGUUCGUGCCGGUGGGUUUCGAUCUGGAGUGGCCUUUCAACUUUCAGACUGGCAGUGGCAAGACAGCACUGGCACAAAUUUGCCUGGAGGAGAGCGUGUGUUAUCUCCUGCACAUUUACUCGCUGAAGAAGCUCCCGGCAGCUUUCGUUCAAUUCCUGAGUCACCCAAAAGUCAAACUCAUCGGUGUCAACAUCAAGAACGAUGUGUGGAAACUCGGGAGAGACUUUCAGGAGUUCCCUGCUCGGAAAGUGGUAGAGAACAACUGCUGGGACUGCGGGACGUAUGCUAAUCGAGUCUUGAAGCGAUCCUGUCGCUGGAGUUUAGCAAAAUUAACCGGUUACUUGCUGAGGAAGAAGAUCAGCAAGAAUCCCGAAGUGCGAAUGAGCAAGUGGCACGUGCAGCCCCUCAGCGACGCCCAGAAGACUUACGCAGCCACAGAUGCUUAUGUAUCCCUUCUGCUUCAUACGACGCUUGCCGACCUAGAUAAGACCCAGAGCCAGAAUGAGAAUUCGAUAAACUCGCUCUAACGAAACUCUAACCGAGUUCUCGUCCGCAAAGUUCAUUUAAUCUACGCUGCAA